Humulus lupulus (European hop) is the source of this 2264-nucleotide messenger RNA. Its product is annotated as crossover junction endonuclease MUS81. Gene Ontology annotation, cellular component: nucleus; Holliday junction resolvase complex. The coding region runs from base 131 to 2122 and encodes 663 amino acids. Gene Ontology annotation, molecular function: 3'-flap endonuclease activity; crossover junction DNA endonuclease activity; DNA binding. The transcript is spliced from 15 exons. Gene Ontology annotation, biological process: DNA catabolic process; mitotic intra-S DNA damage checkpoint signaling; resolution of meiotic recombination intermediates. The record is from RefSeq and is a predicted model, not a curated record. Lineage: Eukaryota; Viridiplantae; Streptophyta; Magnoliopsida; Rosales; Cannabaceae.
UCCGAAGCUGGGGCGGGACUUUGAACUUCGUUCUCUGUUCUUCAGUUUCUUCUGCGACUGCAAAAUUAUAUCUUUCCAUUCUUCCCUCAAAGAUCAUGAAUUGAAGAAACCCUAGAGACAAAUUAGGACAAUGGAAAGGCCGAGGCUUGUGGUAAAAUGCUCCGAGAACGAAGAGCUGGUGGAGUACUUCCUGAACAAGUGGAAGGAAAUGGCGGAUCAACGGCCCGAAGGGUUAUUCGAAAACGUUGAGAAGACUCUCUCCAAGGCUUAUUCCAAUCUCUGUGGCGCCAAAACCCCCGUUUCCACCAUCAAAGAGUUCUCCCAAAUCAAGGGUGUGGGAAAGUGGAUUCUGAAGUUUAUGCAAGGGUUUUUCAAGACUGAUUCAAGCAGUUGUGAGCCAGACGACGUGACCAAAAAGGGCAAGAAGACGAAAGGAGCCAAGCGCUAUUUGCCUCAGAAGAAUUCUGUAGCAUAUACAUUGCUGGUUACCCUCCACAGGGGAACGACAGAAGGGAACGAAUUUAUGCGAAAACAGGAGCUUAUUGAUGCGGCUGAAGCUAGCGGUCUUUCUCGUGUGCCAAUAGCGCCUGAAAAGGGAAAAGGAAAGCCUGGUCCAUAUGGAGGUUCAGCAAGGGACUGGUAUAGUGGAUGGACCUGUAUGAAGACAUUAAUAACCAAGGGGCUUGUUGUUAAAUCAAGUUGCCCUGCGAAGUAUAUGCUUACUCAAGAAGGUAAAGAAGCAGCUCGUGAAUGUAUCAUGAGAUCUGGUAUGCCAGAAUCCUCCAAUGAUACUAGAUCUUCUGAAAGGCAUUAUGAUGUGGACAUUGAAAACUUGUCAGAUCCCGAGCCUUCACAGCUAGAUUCAGCCAAAGAAGUAGCAGUGCCUUCUGUUGAUUCGAGAAGGCAGAAAUCAACAGAUAUACCUGUCGAAUACAUGGAUCGGCUUACAAAAAUGGGCUAUCCUAAGGAACGAAUCCUCUGGGCUUUUAGUGAAGUUUUAAAAACUUCCAAUAACGAGGAGUCAUAUUCACUCUGGCUACCUGUCUUAUGUCAUCUUCGUGAAUCAGAAGUUUAUGGGCAUUCAGAAUCUCAGACUGCCAGAGAGGAAUGUCCUCGUAGAACAUCAACCCCUAUUGAUACAAAUUGUCAAGCAUCGGGUUCAUCUGGUCAGAGUGGACAUGAGCCAAAGAUUAGUUCUGCUGAUUCCAUGCCAAACUCUUUUGUUAUGAGAGCUUGCUCAUCAUCGGAUCAUAGUGUACAAAAGUCAAGUUCAGAUAACAUGGAAGCAGGUUUUAAUAUCUUAUCAGUGCCACCUCUGAACUUUGGGGAAAGAUUUGAAGAUGUGUAUGAAGUAAUCUUGAUACUGGACAAUCGAGAGCAAUUCGCCAAUAAGGGUUCUCGGUCUAGCAGAAUCAUUGAGAGCAUCUGUAAUCAAUUCAAAAUCCAAAUAAAGGUUAGGCGUCUACCAGUUGGAGAUGGAAUUUGGAUAGCUCGCCAUAAAGAUCUUGGCAGUGAGUAUGUACUUGAUUUCAUUGUUGAGAGGAAGAAAGUUGAUGACUUACGCUCUUCAAUCAGAGAUAAUCGCUACAGGGAUCAGAAAUUGAGGCUUUUGAGAUGCGGACUUAAGAAACUGAUAUAUCUUGUGGAAGGGGACCCAAACUCAUCUGAAGCCGCAGAGAGUAUUAAAACAGCCUGUUAUACCACAGAGAUCCUGGAGGGUUUUGAUGUGCAGAGAACCACUGGCUUGAGUGACACACUGAAGAAGUAUGGUCAUAUAACCCAAGCAAUAACUCAAUACUACAAAUCACAAGUUUCUGAAGAGCUCCAUAAACACAAUAGGAUCUGCCCACCAUAUAAUCAAUUCAUUGCAAAGUGUGAAGACCUGGAUAAAAUGACUGUAAAUGAUGUAUUUGCCAUUCAGCUUAUGCAGGUCCCUCAGGUGACAGAGGAGGUUGCCAUGGCUGUUGUGGAUUUGUACCCAACUGUUCUCUCUCUUGCAAAUGCUUACUCUCUCCUUGAGGGUGAUAUUACCGCACAACAGGAGAUGCUUAGGAAGCAAAGUAGCAAUGUAGUGAGUCGGGUUGCUAGUAGGAAUAUCUUUCAGUUCAUUUGGGGUAGUUGAGCUUCAUACUUGGAUGUUCUAAUCCAAUUAAGUUUUUGCACAUAAAGCAUUGAUAUUUUUAAAAGGUAAAGUAUCAUAUUUCAGUUUUGAUCCUUGACACAUUUUUGUUGCGCAAAUGAAAAUAAUAUGUAAAGUUAUGGCU